AUUUAUAUCACUCUCCCCUUUCUUUACUCGCACCCCUAUAUUUCAUCACUUUCCACACGCACCAUUUAUGCUGGUCAAUGUAAUUAGUUUAGAUUAGACGACAAAUUAUUUAUUCUUUUCAUUUCUUUUUUGUAAGAUUUAAGAAUGCCCCCCAAAACGAAAGAGGCUGCGGCGACGGCGGCGGCCGGUGAUGGGAAGCUGCGAGAAAUUCGGAAGGAGCCAAUGCAUUUCAGAGGUGUGAGGAAGAGGCCAUGGGGCAGGUACGCGGCGGAGAUCAGAGAUCCCGGCAAGAAGAGCCGCGUCUGGCUCGGGACCUUCGAUACGGCGGAGGAAGCCGCCCGGGCGUACGACCAAGCCGCCAGAGAGUUCCGAGGAGCCAAGGCCAAGACCAAUUUCCCGGUGCCGGAGGAUCUCAAUUUCGCAUCUCGAUUCGAGCCGAAAGCGACAGGGGCAGAUCGCCGGAGCCCGAGCCAGAACAGCACCGUUGAAUCGUCGAGCCUCGACGGCUGUCGCGUCUCUUCCCCGCCGGAUCUCGCCGCCGCAAUCUCGUAUCAGAACCAUCAGCCCGUUGUGUAUCCCGGAAGCCAGAUGUUUUAUGCGAACGCGCUCGCGCGUGCGAUGGCGAUGAGUCAUCCGCCUCCGCCUCCUCAGCCACUAAAUCGGAGACGAAUCGAGACACUGAAUUUAUUCUGUGGAGAUAACGGGGAGACAAAUUCUUCGUCGGUGGUUGAUUUGAGGGGCGGAGCUGGCCUCAUCGAUCUCAACUUACCACCGCCUGAAUGUUAUCUAUAGGUGAAAUUUCAUUUCGGAUUAAAUUAUAGGACGGCUGAGGAACGCCGGCGGCCGAUGACUGAAAACACUGUGCCCAAGUUCUGCGGCUGUUGUUUAGCGAGCAGUCAUCAAUUUGAUGUGCAUAUUUUAUCAUCUUACAAACUUCAACCUGGAUAGGUUUCCAGAUUUUGUUUUACCAAUAAUCAUAAUUUAUCAUAUUAUAAUAAUAAUACAAAUUUCAAUGUUAAUUCAUACUAGGACUAGUAGUAAUACAAAAGUCCUCCUUCUGUCCCGAUACGAUAAUUGUCUCAUUUUACUAUUUCGGUCCG
Cuscuta epithymum is the source of this 1100-nucleotide messenger RNA. NCBI's taxonomy places the organism in Eukaryota, Viridiplantae, Streptophyta, Magnoliopsida, Solanales, Convolvulaceae. The record is from the annotation of a GenBank genome assembly.